Monomorium pharaonis (pharaoh ant) is the source of this 11146-nucleotide messenger RNA. Its product is annotated as histone lysine acetyltransferase CREBBP. The transcript is spliced from 24 exons. The coding region runs from base 459 to 8639 and encodes 2726 amino acids. Gene Ontology annotation, molecular function: histone acetyltransferase activity; zinc ion binding; chromatin DNA binding. Gene Ontology annotation, biological process: positive regulation of transcription by RNA polymerase II. Gene Ontology annotation, cellular component: transcription regulator complex; nucleus; histone acetyltransferase complex. Lineage: Eukaryota; Metazoa; Arthropoda; Insecta; Hymenoptera; Formicidae. The record is from RefSeq and is a predicted model, not a curated record.
AAAUUGUUGUUACGCGGCUCCGCCGGCGGCAGCGGAGAAGUGGUGGCUGCGUCGUCAUUGUCAUCAUCAUUAUCGUCAUCGGCAGAAUUGAUAGCAAGUGCGAGGAGUGUAACAACGGCGCCAGCCAGUUGGCCGACCUGGUCUUCUAGUUGAGGGGAGGACAGGGAGCCAGAGGAGCAGCACCCAGCUUCAACACCCGCCGCGCUGGUGGCACCAGCGUACGUCGUCGUCGUCGUCGUCGUCUACGCGCGUGUACGGCCAGACGCUGCGCUGCGUCGUGCCACUACCUGUGUGUAGUACGUGUGUGCGCGCGCGUGCCCGCUCGCUCGCGCGCGCGCUGCUAGCCGCCGCCGCCGAGAGGCAUCGGCGAGAGACGGCCGCGCAAGUGGGAAGGAAGAGCGAGAGCAGCGAGAGGUUAGGUUAUUACGGAAGAAAGAUAACAGCCGCGCGGAGGAGCCAUGGCCGACCACCUGGUGGACGGCCCUCCGCAGAAGCGGCCGAAGCUCGAUCCGUUCCAGGGGACGUCGGACUCGACGGUAGUGGGUAUGCCGCCUUUAUUGAUGCACCAUGCUUAUACGAACUACGGGGGAGGUGGCAGUGGUAACAUGCAACAAAUUCAAGCGCCUCAACAGCUUCAUCUACAGCAGCAUCAACUGCAGCAACACUGGAACAACAAUACCGUCCAGAAAAGAAAUUACAUUUCUAACACAGAAAUGUUUGAUCUUGAAAAUGAUCUUCCUGAUGAUCUGUUGUCAUCUGGAUCUUGGGGUUCCACGACCGAGAGUACCAAGCCACCAGCGACCGGUCCAGGCCCAGGGCAGCAAAAUGGUGCUCUCGAUACAGAACUCAGACAACAUGUACAGCAGCAGCAGCAGCAACUCUCUCAUCAUCUCAUUCAACAGCAGGGCAACAAAAACUUGGUAGCGAAUUCUUUAGUAAUGGCUGCUGGAACGUUAGGCAACAAAAGUCCGAAUAUGCAAUCGCCACCGAACGUUUCCGUUUCCAAGGGAGGGAUAGUCGAUCCACAGAUGGUAGUGAGUCUUGGUAAUCUACCAAGUAGUAUAGCCAGUUCGUUGGCUAAUAAUCAAAUGUCAAUCGCAAAUUCAAUGGGCGGCUUGCAAUCGUCUAUGAGCAUGUCCGGAAACAACCCUGCGAUGUCCAUGCCAGGCAACAUGAAUUCUGGUUUAGUGAUGACGAGCUCCGCUAGCGGGAACAACAUGGGAGGAAUGACCGGUGGGAGCUUGAUAGUAACCAACAGUUUGAACAAACAACCUCUAAAUACAAAUUUUUCAAAGGUAACCAUGAUGGGCCCUAAUACUCAAGCGAUACAUCAUCCCGGUGCACCUCACGGAAUUACACCGAUGCAAAACGGUCCGGGAAUGAUGAACACGAGAGCUGUAGCGAUGCAGCAACAACAACAGGCUCAUAUGGUCGGUCCGACGAGAGGGCAGAGUCCUCACCAACAAGUGCAUCAAGUUGGCAUUGUUGGUCCCGGUCAGGGUGGUCCUCGGAUGCAAGCUCCCCCUAACAUGACAAACAUGCCUAUGGCGCAACUGGGUGCAUCGAAUCCGUACAGCUAUGGUGUUGUCAAACCGCAACAGAAGGGUGUAGGCACGAACAUGAGUCCCAUGCAAGCGGCGGCCGCCGCCAGUAGAUUUACUGGUUCCGCCGGUCCGAUCGGCACUACAAAUGUCGUGGGUGGUCAAGAGGGUGGAACGGCAGCGCAACAGGCACAGCCACCAGCACCAAGUCCGGCUCAGCCACAAUCGGGUGCGCCAACCGGAGGGCAGCCAGGACCGCAACAAGCUACGCAAGGACAAAUGGCUACUGGUGCAGGUACAACAGGCGCAAAAUCGACGCCCGAUCCAGAGAAAUGUAGACUUAUACAACAACAAUUGGUGCUACUUUUGCAUGCGCAUAAAUGCCAACGACGUGAGAGCCAAGCGAACGGUGAAAUGAGACAAUGCACUCUGCCGGACUGUAAAACUAUGAAAAAUGUUCUGACGCAUAUGACGAGUUGUCAAGCCGGCAAGAAUUGCACCGUCGCUCACUGUAGUAUGUCUAGGCAGAUCAUCAAUCAUUGGAAACACUGUAAUCGAAAUGAUUGUCCAGUCUGCUUGCCCAUAAAGCAAGCUAAUAAAAACAGGACUAAUUCUGCGCAAGCACCUGCAAUUCAACCAAAUAAUCAGCCAAAUCCUCCAAGUGCAUCCGAAAUGAGAAGGGCUUAUGAUGCUUUAGGGAUUCAAUGUCCAACAACAACACCAGGGCUCUUACCUGGUCAAGGUGUUGGCAGAGGCAGUAGAAUGCCAACACCUGGCAUGGCGGGACCUCCUGGGACACUGGGCAGCGUUAGAUUAGCGCAACCUCAAACACAGACUGCACCGGGACAAUCUGCUGGACAAGUAGCUCCAAAUGUAUCUCUUCCUUUGAAUUCUGAUCCUACUACGGUCGGGGUAGCCGGCAAUCAGACGGUACCGACGACCGGACCCACAUCUGCCGCGGCAGCGGCUGCUGCCAAUAUACAACAGUCCGUUAAUAUUCAAGCGAUGUUUGGACUAAACGAGUCCGGACAACCUGGUGUGAUAGGUGGGGAAAAUAGAUUAGCGAAUCUGCAGCUUCCAGGCGGUCUUCAACCCGGUCAAGUCACGGCGACGCCGGUGCAAGGAACAAAGGAGUGGCAUAUGUCCGUCACUCCAGAUCUCAGGAACCAUCUCGUUCAUAAAUUGGUUCAAGCAAUAUUCCCGACUCCCGAUCCACAAGCCAUGCUUGAUAAAAGAAUGCACAACUUGGUCGCGUACGCAAGGAAAGUGGAGGGUGACAUGUACGAAAUGGCCAAUUCCCGGUCGGAAUAUUAUCAUUUGUUGGCCGAAAAAAUUUACAAGAUUCAAAAGGAACUUGUUAACAUACACGAUACUAAGAGAAAUUUAUCGAAUAACAUAGACGAAAAGCGACAAAAACGAAAAGAACAACAGCAGCAGCAGCAACUGCAACAGCAACAACAGCAGCAGCAGCAGCAACCACCGCAGCCACCAGGUACCUCUGGACCCGGGUUAAGGCCAUGCGCGCCUCCAAAUGUAGGUACUGUUAUGCCAGGGGGAUCAAAACCUGUCGGGACGGUACCACCUUCCUUACGAAGUCACUCACCAAGUAUGAGUCAACUGGGGGCGAUGGCUAUACAGCAGCACAAUAGGAUGCAGUUCCCACAGCAGCAGCAACAGACGCAACAACAGCAGGUCCAACAGCAACAGCAGCAACAGGUGCAAGCCCAGCAACAAAUACAACAGCAGCAGCAGGGGAUUUUGGUUGGUCCUCCUGGCCCAAGCCCGAACGGACAAUCCACAUCCAACGCCAAUAUGGUGUCCAAUCCUGGGCUCAGCCCAUUUGGACAACCUCAAAUGUCUCAAGCUAACCUCACGACCACUACCGCGUCUAACAACGCGACGACUAGUCAAUUCCCGACAUCUAAUGGCACGGCUGCCGGUUUACCCAAUAGUUCUCCUAUUCAGAAUCAGCAUCAGUUUCCUGACCUAAUGAAAGUCAGACUGGCGCAAGCCCAGGCUCAAGCGGCACAACAGCAGCAGCAGCAGCAGCAACAACAACAACAACAACAGCAGCAGCAGCAGCAGCAGCAAAAUCAACAGCCUCAACCAACGAGUACCCCGAGCCAGGUCAAUACUCCGGCAACGUCAAUUCCGCAAACACCAUCACCUUUUAGCGGUAUGCAACCAAGUACACAACAGCCACAGCAACAACCGAAUCAACAAUUCCCAACUCGACCACUGUCAGCUUCUACGCCUAGUGAUAAUGGCAUCGUGACAUCGACACCGCAGACGAUACCACCGCCCGCGUCUAGCGGACCGAGCCCAACAGGUGGUAUACCAGUAACGACCACGGGUACAACGAACGGACCUCAAUCGACCACCUCGACGCCAAAUACGCCACUUGUACCGUCGCUAAUGACACCGAAUCAAACGGUCUCUUCAGCAUCAAACCAAACGCCGCCCCAUUCGGGUACAACACCGUCCCCAGCUGGCCUUGCAAGUCUUGGUAAAGGUAUGACUUCUCAGGAACGGGCGGCAUUGAACACUCCACGCAGCACAUCCAUGUCCUCGCAGAUGGCUGCUAUCACGGCAGCAUUAGACCGCGACAAUUCACCCAGCCCACCAAUGAAUAACAACAAGGGCAAACUAGAUUCCAUUAAAGAGGAGAUAAAAAUGGAGAUCAAACAGGAGCCGCCAGAUGACCCGCAGAAUCACAGGAUGGACGGUAAAAGCGUGAACAAUGAUAUUAUUAAGACCGAGCCAAAGACCGAGCCAAUGGAGGAGGGCUCGAACGAGGCGACCGUGAAGGAAGAGCCUGGCAUUAAAGAGGAAAGCAUGACUCCCGUGUCCAGUCAGGACACGACCACGUCCGACAUCAAGCCGUUGGUACCGGAACCGAUUCAACCGAGUGGCACAUCUACUGAUAAGAAGAAGUGCUUGUUCAAACCCGAUGAGCUGCGUCAAGCAUUGAUGCCGACAUUGGAGAAGUUAUACCGACAGGAUCCAGAGUCUAUACCGUUCCGACAACCAGUGGAUCCCCAGGCGUUAGGUAUACCGGAUUAUCCCACUAUCGUGAAGAAGCCCAUGGAUUUGUCGACGAUCAAGAAGAAACUUGACACGGAGAAGUACAGCGAUCCGUGGGAGUACGUGGAUGAUGUGUGGAUGAUGUUUGACAACGCUUGGCUGUAUAAUCGCAAGACUUCUCGAGUCUAUAGAUAUUGCACCAAGCUCUCGGAAGUGUUCGAGCAAGAGAUAGAUCCCGUGAUGCAGGCACUGGGCUAUUGUUGCGGCAGAAAAUACACAUUUAACCCGCAGGUGCUCUGUUGCUACGGCAAGCAGCUUUGCACGAUACCCAGGGAUGCAAAGUAUUAUUCGUAUCAGAACAGUGGUCUAAAGGGAAUUGGUCUUCUUUCCGACAGAUACACCUUCUGUCAAAAAUGUUUCAACGACAUUCCUGGUGACACAGUGACGUUGGGAGACGAUCCAACGCAACCUCAAACUGCCAUCAAGAAGGAACAAUUCCAGGAAAUGAAGAAUGAUCACUUAGAAUUAGAACCUUUUGUAACCUGCACCGAUUGUGGUAGGAGAGUACAUCAAAUUUGUGUGCUCCAUAUGGAAGCAAUCUGGCCUUUGGGAUUUACCUGCGAGAAUUGCUUAAAGAAGAAGGGACAGAAACGUAAAGAGAAUAAGUUCAACGCCAAGCGAUUACCCGUAACGAAACUCGGCACGUAUAUCGAGACGCGCGUGAAUAAUUUCCUAAAGAAGAAAGAAGCGGGUGCUGGUGAAGUCGCAAUCAGAGUAGUCGCUUCCAGCGAUAAGGUGGUCGAGGUGAAACCCGGUAUGCGAAGUAGAUUCGUCGAGAAUGGUGACAUGCCUGGUGAAUUUCCAUAUCGCGCGAAGGCGCUGUUUGCGUUCGAGGAAGUCGACGGCACCGACGUCUGUUUUUUCGGUAUGCACGUUCAGGAGUAUGGGAGCGAGUGUACGCCACCGAACACCAGACGGGUUUACAUCGCGUAUCUGGAUUCUGUUCACUUCUUCCGGCCUAGACAAUUUCGAACGGCUGUGUAUCAUGAGAUUCUUCUCGGAUAUCUCGACUAUGCGAAGCAACUUGGAUAUACUAUGGCUCACAUUUGGGCUUGUCCUCCUUCCGAAGGGGACGAUUAUAUCUUCCACUGCCAUCCCGCAGAACAAAAAAUACCAAAGCCUAAGAGGUUGCAGGAGUGGUACAAGAAAAUGUUGGACAAGGGAAUGGUCGAAAGAAUCGUGCUUGACUAUAAGGACAUUUUAAAACAAGCCAUGGAAGACAGGCUUUCGUCAGCAGCGGAUUUACCGUAUUUCGAGGGUGACUUUUGGCCAAACGUGUUAGAAGAAAGUAUUAAAGAAUUAGAUCAGGAAGAGGAAGAGAAACGUAAACAAGCUGAAGCGGCAGAAGCAGCCGCCGCUGCGGCGAACGCGAUAUUUUCGCUGUCUGAAGACGCGGAAACUCCAGACGGUAAGAAGAAAGGCCAAAAGAAGGCGAAGAAAUCCAACAAAUCUAAAGCGAAUCAAAGGAAAAAUAGCAAGAAAUCGAAUACUCCUCAAACCGGCAAUGAUCUUUCCGCAAAAAUCUUUGCCACCAUGGAAAAGCAUAAGGAAGUGUUCUUCGUUAUCAGGUUACACAGCGCGCAAAGUGCAGCCAGUUUGGCGCCUAUUCAAGAUCCCGAUCCUGUUAUUAAUUGUGAUUUAAUGGAUGGUCGUGACGCCUUUCUUACGAUGGCGAGGGAGAGGCAUUAUGAAUUUUCAUCACUUAGAAGAGCAAAGUUUAGUUCCAUGUCGAUGUUAUACGAAUUGCAUAAUCAAGGUCAAGAUAAGUUCGUUUAUACUUGCAAUAAUUGCAAGACUCACGUGGAGACCAGAUACCAUUGCACAGUUUGUGAAGAUUUCGAUUUAUGUGUGAGUUGUAAAGAUAAAGACGGUCACUCGCAUCCGAUGGAGAAACUUGGUUUUGAUCUGGACGAUGGGUCAUCACCAGCCGAUGCUAAACAAACGAAUCCACAGGAGGCUAGAAAAUUAUCGAUACAGAGAUGCAUUCAGUCAUUGGUACAUGCCUGCCAGUGUAGAGAUGCUAAUUGUCGCCUACCGAGUUGUCAGAAGAUGAAGCGAGUGGUGAUGCAUACGAAGAAUUGCAAGAGAAAGACAAAUGGUGGUUGUCCUAUAUGUAAACAACUGAUUGCGUUAUGUUGUUAUCACGCGAAACACUGCCAAGAGACCAAAUGUCUCGUUCCAUUCUGCUCCAACAUCAAGCACAAGAUAAAGCAGCAACAAUUGCAACAACGGUUACAGCAAGCGCAACUGCUUAGGAGGCGAAUGGCUGUGAUGAAUACGAGGCCCUCCGGACCUGUAGCCGCAAUGCAGGCUGGACAACAGACCUCGAACGUUGCGAUGACUGGAGUCGCUAUGAAACCUGGCGUUAGCACGUCGAAUUUGCCGACGCCUCAUCAGCCUGGUAUCGGAUUGAAGCCCGGAACACAGACGCCACCUGCUCACGUGUUACAAGUGGUGAAGCAGGUACAGGAGGAAGCAGCUAGGCAACAAGCACCACACGUUAAUUUCGGUAAGGUAACGCCAGGCGGUGGUGUUGGUGGCGUAAAUGUCGGCGUGGGCGGUCAAACGGGUGGUGUGAUGCCUCCGCCGCAGAUGCAGCGGCCGUUGCCGGUCCAGAUGCCGAAUCCUAGCGGCACACAUCUCAUUCCUAUGGAUCAGUGGACGGCGAGCAGGUACCAGUCGAAUACGGUGAUGCAACAAAAUCCUAACUUGGCGCGACAACAAACACCGCAACAGCUGAUGCAGCAACAGCAGCAGCAUCAGGCUCAACCAGGAAUGGGCAUGAGUGCGCAAAUGCCACGACAACCGGGCAUGAUCGGACCAUCGGUUGGACAAGUUAAUCCACAAGCAAGCAAUAUGCAGAAGCACGCUCUUCAGCAGCUGAUGCAGACUCUCAGGAGCCCGAACUCGCCCGACCAGCAAAAUCAAAUACUCCAAAUACUCAAAAGUAAUCCACCAUUGAUGGCUGCUUUUAUCAAGCAACGAGCGCUUGUCCAUCAGCAACAACCUGGUCAACAUGGCGGGGGAGUCGGUGGCCCUAUGGGUCCUAAUCAACCCCAACAGCAACAGCAACAACAACAACCUGGUUUGCAUAUGAUGUCCCAACAGCAGCAGCCACAGCAGCAACAACCACAGCAAUCGCAGCAGCAGCAGCAACAGGGCAGACUGCAGAUACAGAUGCUAACGCAGCAGGCGCAACAACAGCCGGUGCAACCGCAGUCGCAAUGGUACAAGCAACAGAUGUUGGUGAUGCAGAGGCAACAACAGGUGGCUCAGCAGCAGCAACAGCAGCAGCAGCAGCAGCAGCAGCAGCAGCAGCAACAACAGCAGCAGCAGCAGCAGCAGCAGCAGCAGCAGCCGUUUACUCAGCCGCCAGCGCCACCGUACGGUCAACAACGACCCAUACGACCAUCUCUUCUUGGUAAUUACACGAUCAAUCGUAAUUACUUAAUAGAAGAAAAGAAAGAGCUAGCAAACAGUCGGGCUGUAGUAAGUAGCGUGUUUCCUCGACACCAACGCUUGCCCAACUCCCUAGGUUACGGCGGUUUCAACGAACAGGGCUACGGUCAGCCAGGUCUGAAACCUACUCCGCCGCCCGUGCCCUCGCCGCAAGGCGUCAUGGGUCCGCCGGGGAUCUCCGUACAACAACAGUUGAUGCAGUCAGUCCGUUCGCCACCGCCCAUUCGAUCUCCACAGCCCAACCCCUCGCCACGACCUGUCCCUUCCCCUCGUAAUCAGCCGGUACCGUCGCCGCGGUCGGGUCCGGUGCCAUCGCCGCAUCACCAUCCGCCUCACGGCACGCCGACACAUUCGCCGGCCCACGAACUCGGCGGUGGUCCUAGCGAGAUGAUGCUCUCGCAGCUGGGUGGCGGUCCAGGUGCGCCAGGCCAUCCCGCCACUAUGCCUCAUCAUCCCUCGCCGGCGCCGGCGCCUACGAAUGGCGGCGCAGACGCCAACGAGGUGACGCCUAUGACACCGCAGGACCAACUCGCCAAGUACGUCGAGGGGUUGUAGUGACUGUUACGGACGAUCACAUCGGUCGAUGGUUAUGUAAGUGUUUCCCUUAACGGAGACGACGACGGCGGCGCUCGGAUGGCUGCGACCGUCCGCGUCGCGUGAAUUUAUAAAUAAUACGAAUCGCGAAUUUUUGAGAGCAUUAGAUAAUUAAAUUUGAAAUUUGCGCGCACGCGCGCAGAUAGAGACUGAAAGAGAAAGCUUGACGCGCGUUUUAUCAAUGUUUUAUCGAGCGAUCGAAUCUGACACGCCUCAGGACCCCUUCAGGAUCGCAGGAUAGUUUACGAUUUCUCGAUCCUCGAUACCGCGUACGAGACGCUCGGUGCGCGCUCGGCUUGCGCAUAUCUUCUCUUUCGAUUUUCUACAUUAUGCGGUUAUACGCGUAUUACACAUCGAAAGACAAGAAGAAAAAGUAACGCGACGUUGGUGCUUUUCAAUUCUACUCGGCCUGGCUCAAAUAGACUCAAAAUUGUUUCGUCCUUGGUCGAGAAAGAGAGAGAAAUGAAAAAAAAUCUGUAGGACGAGGAGGAACGAAAGCGAAACUAUUCGAGAGACUAUUAUUACAUAUUCUCCCCUCGUAUCCUCCAGAGCCCCCUCGACUCUGCCACUCUUCCUCACUGCUAUUUGUGCAGGGUGAGUGAAAUCGUACAAAUAUAUAUAUAUAUAUAUAUAUACAUAUAUGUAUGUUGUGUAUACUUAACGUUAAUAAUUAAUAGUUCAAAUACUAUUAGCUCGUAAAUAGUAUCGUAAAUGUAUGCAAUUAUAUACAAACAUAUAUUAAUAUUACCGUAACGAAAACAAAGUAUAUGAUAAAGAAGACUUGUAUGAAAGAUAAACGAUUAUAUAGAUAGGGAGAAUCCACUAGAGUGUUGUAUGUACGGAGAGAGAAAGAAAAUUUAGAUCGUAUGUUAAGUAAUAUAUUCGUUUUAAGGAGAAAAUUUGUUAUUAAAAGGAUAUCCCUAAGCGCCACACCGAAGGUUGUACUUUAACCAUAAAAUUUUAUGAAUUUAUCGCGAUUGACUCUGCAUUUUUGCAAUGCAACGUGAGUCCGUCUGUGAAACUUGAAAGACAGCGAUACUCUCGACAGAAUGCCUGUCCCAACUGUGUCCUGUCGAGAGGCUCGCUCAUAUGACGAGUUAACGUUGUCGUAACCAAAAAAUAGAAAUUCACAACAGGCUGCUAGCGCGCAUGGGAGGGGUUUAUAUAAAAAUGUGUUGAUUUUGAUGAAGAAAGAGAGAGAGAGAGAAGUAGAGAAAAUGAUGUUUUCUCCGAUUGAGGGUCCACUGCGUAUGUACAGUUUAAUCAAAAUGUAACUAAUGAAAAUGCGUAUUUGAUACUGGACCCUCGCGUGAAAACUUUGUAAAUACUAGAUUAUUAUUACGACAAUUAUUAAUUUACCUAUUAUUGAUUAAUUAUUAAUAUUAUAUUAUAUAUAUUAUAAUAUAUUAUUAUUAUAUAUUAUUAUCAAUAUUAAUCUAUUACUAUGAUCAAUUCAUACAUAGAUUUAUUGUAAUAUUUACAACAAACGAGUGAGUGAGAGAGAGAGAGAGAGAGAGAAAGUUCACGUUAUUACUACACACGGGUUAGAGAUUGACCCGCGUACAAAACACACCGAACCACAUUACAUAACUAUUGCCAGUGUUGUAUCAUAGUAAAGCUCUAAGUGUAUUAAGUUCCUCCUCCUUUUCCUCCUUUCUUGCUCGGCCAUCCUGGUCUAUUCUCCCGACUCCCCCAUCUUUUUUUCGUCACUUAUUUAAAAUGACUUAGUAAUAACGUGAGAAUGCGUGAGCAUGUGUGGUUCAAAAGGUCCGUGGCGUCGGAUAUUUUUGAAGUUAAUACUUUGUAUAAUAUAGCUAUAUCGUGUACAAUUAAGUCAACUGACGAUUGCGAUAGAGACGUAAAUUGGAGGGAAGGGAAGAUUAAAACUGAUACACACGUACACAUACACACACGACGCAACACGCGGUAGCGAAGCUGAACGUAAAAAAGAGAGAAAAGCGAUCGCGAGAACAAUCUUCGAAACUCCUAAACUCGCGAGCUAAUUAUCAUGCGACAUACUAUUGGUAUACUCUAGCUACACAGAUAUAUAUGCAAACACACGUACGCCGGCAUAUGUACACGUCUUCGCUCAAGACGUACGUUCAUUCGAAGUACGCUCGUGCGCUAUGAAUUUUUGUUUGAACCCUCGGCGGCACGCGCUUUGAUCGUGUUCCUCGUUAAGUCACUCUCGCGGGAUUAGCAAAACGAAAGGGAAAAGAAAGAGAAAGAGAGAGCCAACUUGGCGGAACUCUAUUAAGGUCAGCGGUCGGCCUUGAUCGGGUGCACCGAUUCUUUUCGAAUGAAUCGUUACGAGUGCAAUCGGGGUCCUUUGAAGUUCCCCCUCCCCUCCUCCCCCACGCGGUACCGUCGACAUUCGCCGUCCACCUGUUUGUCCGUAUAUUCGGCAAACGUCGACGUUUCCUUUUUCUCCUUCCCUUCCAGCAAUGGAGAAGUCUCAAGCGAUGAAG